AUGACUGGACCUGCAAUCACAGCCACUCCUAAGAAAUUAAUAGAGGACUUCCUUAGCAGACAGUUUUUGGGAUUAAGUUUCAACCCUGAAAAUGUUGAGGCAUUCACGUCCAAGUUUAUUGUUGAACCUUCCCCUCCAUCAGUCUCUGGACCAAAACAUCGAGUUGAUAUUAACAGCAGCGUGGUCGUCAGCUGCGUUUCUACUGGAUUUUACCCAAAGGAGAUAAAUCUUACCUGGUGGAAAAAUGAGGAGGAGCUGCAUGGAUUCAAACCAGAUAUCCAGCCAUAUGGUGCAGACAAGACAUAUCAAGUACAAAGUAACAUCACUGUUCGAGCAGAAAUAGACUCGUAUGUUACUUGCAAAAUUAAUCACACAUCAUUAGACCAGCCUAUCAAUUCAACAUUUAAAAUAAAUGAUAUUCUUAAAGUUUUAAUAGCUUCUAAUCGAGAUUUUCCAUCCUCAGCUGUUAUAGCUGGCAUUACAUGUGGCGCCUUAUCUGUUUGUGCCCUUUUGGUUAUUUUUCUUCUUCAUCAAAAAAGAAUAAAAGGGACAGCUGCUGCUCAAAAUGGAUUAGUUACUUCAAAUGUUGAAACAGAACAAGAAAGACAUGUUACCUCAAAUGUUGAUGAAAAACGGGAACAGGAUACGAAGGAUGACAGGAUUACAUAUGCAACACUACAGCCACAUCAAAUUGCUUCACGGCUCAAGAACGUUGUUCAGGAAGACUCAACAGAGUACGCCGCUGUCUGUUUCAAGAGUGUGCCAGAUAAUGAUAUCACCUACGUUACUGUGAACACUGUCAAGUCACAUACAAGUGCUAAAAUACCAAUGUAUUAUAUAGAGGACCACGGUAUAGAAUAUGCUGCAAUUAGAAGGCAAAACAAAAAGAUUAAGAAGUAAAGGCAUUAAUCAAUGUUUGCCACAGUCUGCUCUUACACUGGCUAUUAACUAAGCAUAUAUCAAGCGUAUAAAACAAGGCAAUAACAUAUGUGUAUCGUGUCAGCAUUUUUUAUUAUGACAAAUUACAUUUUUUUCUCUCUUCAAAAUGCCAAUAACCAACUCAAUAAGAAAAGGGGCAAGAAGAAGGACCAUUAAUGAAGUGAAGAUAAAGGAGUGAAUUAGGAAGUCAGGAACAAAAAGCUGGAUUAUCAGGCAGUUAAAGUAGUAAGGGAGAGAACUGAGGAACAGAGACGGGACUCUUUCUUUGCCAUCUAUACUUAUGAGUCUUCCAGCAUUUCUAAUAGACAGAAUGCAGGAGAUCUCUCAGGCUAGACAUCUA
Protopterus annectens (West African lungfish) is the source of this 1279-nucleotide messenger RNA. RefSeq names its product rano class II histocompatibility antigen, A beta chain-like. The record is from RefSeq and is a predicted model, not a curated record. The coding region runs from base 1 to 900 and encodes 299 amino acids. The transcript is spliced from 6 exons. NCBI's taxonomy places the organism in Eukaryota, Metazoa, Chordata, Ceratodontiformes, Protopteridae.